AUGCAGCACUCGCAGAACCACCGGGCCGCCAGAGAGGACGACAAGACCGACGGUCACCGCAAACGCAAGCUCCUCCACUCCCGCCCGAGCAGCACUACUCCGGCCGACCUGCAGCGCUCCGCCCCGGACGACAACGGCAGCCAAAGCCCCACCCCCAAGCAGCAGACGACCAUCUCCGAGCUGUUCCAGCAGAAGCCGGCGACGGCGAGACCAGCCAACGUGCCAUCGCCCAAGGGCCACAAGCGCAUCAAGCCCAAUCCCGCCGCCGGCUCCGACGUCUCGUCGCCACCCCGCUCCGUCGACUCGCCGCGCUCCACCGCAUCCGCCUCGCUGCCCACGGCCACGGCCGCCCACCUGCCGGCCGAGAAGAUGUACAGCUUUCCGAGCAAGAAGCCCAACGGCGCCGCCAACAACGUCAUCGACCUGACGGGCAAGACGCCCAGCCCGUCGCCGUCGCCCGCCCGCAACAACGGCGGCCCCAUCGCGUCCGCGACGACGCGCAACAACAUCAACAACAGCGCGCACCGCCCCAAUUUCAACCCCAACACCGGCGCCAAGCAGCUCGUCGUCAAGAACCUGCGCAAGACGCCGCGCACCGACCCCAAGGAAUACUUCAACCAGGUGUGGGGCUGGCUGGACGAGGCCCUGGCCAAGAUCUUCGCCGGGAAGGAAAUCGACUUCUCGCUCGAGACGCUGUACCGCGGCGUGGAGAAUGUGUGCAGGCAGGGCCAUGCGGCGGAGCUGGCGGCGCGGCUGCAGAAGCGCUGCGAGGCCUACGUCGAGACGGGCUUGAAGGCGGGGCUGUUGGAGAAGGCGGAGAAGCCUGACAUGGACGUCUUGAGGGCGGUGCUGAGCGCGUGGCGGACGUGGACUGCGAAUCAGAAACCGAUUCGAUGGAUUUUCUGCUAUCUGGAUCGCUCUUACUUGCUGCAGCAGGGCCGGACGCUGCAGGACCAGGCAUUCGCGCUUUUCCGCACCAUUGUCUGCGAAGAUGCGACGUUGAAGCCGAAGCUCGUGGCCGGCGCUUGCGAACUCGUGCAGGCCGACAGGACUGGGGAGGAGCUGGACAAGGAGACCUUCCGCGAUGCCAUUUCCAUGUGCCACGACCUCACGAUUUACACGAGUUUCUUUGAGCCGAAGCUGUUGGAGAUUUCGCAACAGUUUGUUGCGGACUGGGCUGAGCAGGCAAGUCAGGAGAAGGGUCUCGCGGAGUAUGUGCAGAGCGCCGUGCAGCUCAUGGAGAAGGAGAUGGAGCGUUGCGAGCAUUUCAACCUGGACUCAACAACACGGCGGGAUCUUCUUGCACUGCUGGAGGAUCAUCUCGUUCAGCGGCAAGAAUCUAGGUUGGUCAACCAGGACGAGGUGGCGGACCUCCUGGACGAGAAUGCCGUCAGCGACCUCGAGCAGCUGUACAAGCUUCUCGAUAGGAGACGUCUGGGUGCUAAGCUUCGGCCAGCAUUUGAAAAGUGGAUCGAUCUCACCGGUACCUCCAUCGUAUUCGACGAUAAGGAGCAGGAAAACAUGGUCGUGAAGCUCCUAACGUUGAAGAAACAACUGGAUGCCAUCUGGCGGGUGUCGUACCAUCGCAAUGCAGAGCUCGGCCAUGGUCUGCGUGAAGCGUUCGAAGCCUUCAUCAACAAGUCGAAGAAGACAACUGCCACGUGGAACACGGACAAUUCCAAACCGGGUGAGAUGAUCGCCAAGUACGUUGACAUGCUGCUCCGUGGCGGCGCGAAGGCUAUUCCCACACAACUGUCGUCUGUGAAGGCUGAGGCUGAACAUGACGAGAACGAAGAAGCCGCGUUCGAUGAGGAUACGGAAAUUAACAACCAGCUGGAUCAAGUACUGGAUUUGUUCCGUUUCGUUCAUGGAAAGGCAGUGUUUGAGGCGUUUUACAAGAAGGAUUUGGCACGCCGUUUGCUCAUGGGCCGUAGUGCGAGUGCAGAUGCCGAGCGUAGCAUGCUGGCAAGGCUCAAGACCGAAUGUGGUGCAGGUUUCACGCAGAAUCUGGAGCAGAUGUUCAAAGAUGUCGAGCUCUCGCGCGAGGAGAUGGCAAGCUACAAGUCGCUGCUUGAGGAGCGCGGAGACAGAGCCCCGGUCGACCUGUCUGUCAGCAUUUUGUCGGCGUCCGCUUGGCCGACAUACCCCGACAUUCCCGUCAUCAUUCCGGCUGAGAUCCAGCAGAGCCUUGACAAGUUCACAACGCACUACAAGAACAAGCACAGCGGGCGCAAGCUCGACUGGAAGCACGCGCUCGCACACUGCCAGAUCAAGGCGGCCUUCCCGAAGGGCAACAAAGAGCUCGUCGUCUCGUCCUUCCAGGCCAUCGUGCUCGUCCUCUUCAACACGGUCAAGACGGGCGAGCACCUCAGCUACGACUUCCUCAAGGCGGAAACGGGCCUGCCGGAGCCGGAGCUCCAGCGCACGCUGCAGUCGCUCGCGUGCGCGAAGCUGCGCCCGCUCACCAAGCACCCCAAGGGCCGCGACAUCAACGCAACAGACACGUUCACGUACAACGCGGCCUUCCACCACGAGAAGUACCGGCUCAAGGUCAACCAGGUGCAGCUGAAGGAGACGAAGGAGGAGAACAAGGAGACGCACGAGCGCGUCGCGGCGGACCGCAACUUCGAGACGCAGGCGGCCAUCGUGCGCAUCAUGAAGAGCAGGAAGCGCAUCGGCCAUGCGGAGCUGGUGGCUGAAGUCAUCAACGCUACGAAGAAGAGGGGCGUGCUGAGUGUGCAGGAUAUCAAGAAGAACAUCGAUAGGCUGGUUGAUAAGGAUUAUAUGGAGCGCGAGGAGAAUAAUGAGUACAGCUACAUUGCGUAG
Diplodia corticola is the source of this 2826-nucleotide messenger RNA. Its product is annotated as ubiquitin ligase subunit. NCBI's taxonomy places the organism in Eukaryota, Fungi, Ascomycota, Dothideomycetes, Botryosphaeriales, Botryosphaeriaceae. Gene Ontology annotation, molecular function: ubiquitin protein ligase binding. The transcript is spliced from 3 exons. Gene Ontology annotation, biological process: protein ubiquitination; ubiquitin-dependent protein catabolic process; DNA damage response. The coding region runs from base 1 to 2826 and encodes 941 amino acids. The record is from RefSeq and is a predicted model, not a curated record. Gene Ontology annotation, cellular component: Cul4-RING E3 ubiquitin ligase complex.